Molecule: messenger RNA, 1302 nt
Organism: Penicillium coprophilum
Lineage: Eukaryota; Fungi; Ascomycota; Eurotiomycetes; Eurotiales; Aspergillaceae
Product: metal-dependent hydrolase family protein
Exons: 1
Coding region: 1-1302 (433 amino acids)
Molecular function (GO): hydrolase activity, acting on carbon-nitrogen (but not peptide) bonds
Source: RefSeq, a predicted model, not a curated record
AUGGACAUCUCACGAGUUAUCAAGCCCUGGAAACUCAACCCUCAAAGAGAAUUGGUCUUUGUGAACGCGACCAUUGUUGACCCAGCCGAGGGCAAACUGAUCCAGAGCGCUACAGUCCGAAUCUCAGAAGGCAAGGUCGUUCAACUUGUCACAGACGGCUCAACUACAAUCACGGACGACCUCCUCGAAGAAAAUGUGAUCGAUCUGACCGGAAAAUACCUGUGUCCGGGCCUGAUUGAUUGCCAUGUCCAUAUAACAGUAGUUCCAGGCGAGGCUGAUUUACGAUCCUACAAAGAUAUGACCGAACAAAUCAGUCUCCUGCGGCAGCCAUACGUGCUCAAAUCCAUGCUAGACCGCGGCUUUACCUCAAUCCGGGACUGUGGCGGCGCAAGCCUCGCAACCAAGGAAGCCGUCGAAGAAGGCGUGAUCCCAGGCCCUCGUCUCUUCAUCGCUGGACAUGCACUCUCCCAAACCGGUGGACACGGCGACUUGCGCGGGUCCCACGAUACCAAGCUAUGCUGCGGCGGUUCCAUCUCCGGAAUCAGCAGAAUAGUCGACGGUCCAGCAGAGUGUUACAAAUAUGCACGCGAGGAACUACGCCAGGGGGCGGACUUCAUCAAGAUCAUGGGCGGUGGCGGGAUUGCCAGUCCCACGGACCGGAUUGAACAUGUGCAGUUCUCGGAUGAGGAGAUUAGGGCUAUUGUGACCGUUGCGCGGAACGCCGGUACAUAUGUUACGAGUCAUAGUUAUACGCCACGAGCGAUUCAGCAAGCUAUCAAGCUUGGGGUGCGGGGUAUCGAACAUGGGAAUCUUAUUGAUUCUGAGACGGCGAAAAUGAUGGCUGAGAUGGAUGUUUUCUUGACUCCGACGCUUAUUACGCAUGUCAUGUCUAAACAGAUGAAUUUCCUGUCUGCUGACAGUGCUGCUAAGAAUGAGGAGGUUCUCGAGAAGGGAUUGCAGGCAAUAAAGCCGGCUGUCGAUGCGGGUGUGACUGUCUGCUUUGGGACGGAUCUUCUUGGCCCGAUGCAUUUUGCUCAGAGCAAGGAGUUCUCGGUGCGCAGUUCCGUGUUGACUCCGUUGCAGAUUUUGCGUAGUGCUACUGUCAAUGCUGCUCGCCUUCUUAUGCAGGAACAUAGGUUGGGUCAGAUUCGUGAGGGAUUUGUGGCAGAUCUUUUGAUCUUGAAGGGCAAUCCGUUAGAGGAUAUCACUAUUUUGGAUCAGGUGGAGGAGCAUGUUCUAGCUGUGAUCAAGGAUGGGAGGGUUGCUACUUCACGGUGGGAGAAAGUCAAGAUAGAUAUUUGA